This is a messenger RNA of Engraulis encrasicolus (European anchovy), 2621 nucleotides long. RefSeq names its product deleted in malignant brain tumors 1 protein-like. The record is from RefSeq and is a predicted model, not a curated record. Gene Ontology annotation, cellular component: cell surface; membrane. Bases 37 to 2463 code for a protein of 808 amino acids. The transcript is spliced from 17 exons. NCBI's taxonomy places the organism in Eukaryota, Metazoa, Chordata, Actinopteri, Clupeiformes, Engraulidae.
GCCUGAGACCAGAAGCUUCUCCAGCUGAGCAGAGAGAUGGAGUCGAACUGGAGAUCAGUGACCCUGCUGCUGCUUCUCUGCUGCUCUUAUGCAGCUGGUGUCACCUAUGAUGCCUACACCUGCCGACACGGCUGUGGCAAUGACUACGCCAUGUGCUCUUGCUCAGAGCGCUGUCAAGAACGGGGCAACUGCUGUUUUGACUACUCCGAUUAUUGCCAUCCACCUCCCUCAACAACUACAACUACAACUACAACUACACCUACUACAACUACACCUCCACCUCCACCCUCAACAACUGAAGCUCAUAUCAUCAUUGAUUACACCUGCCGACACGGCUGCGGCCAUGACUUCCCCUUAUGCUCCUGCUCAGACCGCUGUCAAGAACGGGGAAACUGCUGUUUGGACUACCACGAUUACUGCCAUCCUCCCACAACAACUACAACUACAACUACAACUUCACCAAUACCAACUGGUGCCACCCAUGAUUACACCUGCCGACACGGCUGCGGCUAUGACUACGCCAUGUGCUCUUGCUCAGACGGCUGUCAAGAACGGGGAAACUGCUGUUUUGACUAUGACGAUUACUGCCAUCCUCCCACAACUGAAAUUCCAACUACAACUCGACCUGUUAAGAUCAUCAUUGAUUACACCUGCGCACACGGCUGCGGCCAUGAAAACGGCUUAUGCUCCUGCAAAGACGACUGUCAGAGAUGGGGACCCUGCUGUUUUGACUACUACGCUGGUAUCGUCCAUGAUUACACCUGCCGACACGGCUGCGGCUAUGACUACGGCUUAUGCUCCUGCUCAGACCACUGUCAAUACCGGGGAAACUGCUGCUAUGACUACUACGAUUACUGCCACCAUCCAACUACAACUACAACUACAACUCCACAUUCAACAACAGCAGGGGCAAUCAACAAUCUACGUUUGACUGGUAACAGUUCGUGUUCUGGGAGAGUGGAAGUGUAUGCCCGUGGCCGCUGGGGCACUGUGUGUGAUGAUAUGUGGGACCUAAACGAUGCCAAAGUGGUUUGCAGACAGCUGGGCUGUGGAGCAGCCAUAAGUGCACCACAACGUGCUCACUUUGGUCAAGGCAGCGGACAGAUUUGGCUUGAUGACGUUCGCUGCACUGGCAGGGAAUCAUCUCUGUCUCAGUGUCAACAUAUUGGUAUUGGUAACCACAACUGUGGCCAUCAUGAAGAUGCCUCAGUAAUCUGUCAAGAGUCUCAUCCGCCAUGUGGAGGGGUCCUCAAUGGAUCUGGAACCUUCUCCAGCCCCUACUACCCAAACUAUUACCAUGACAACGCCUACUGUGUGUGGAGGCUGUCUGCUCCCUCUGGCCAGAGGGUUCUGCUGACUUUUACAGACCUGGAGUUGGAUCGCUGCUGUUCCUGUGAUUACAUCACUGUCUACGACGGCCCGUCCACAAGCUCCAGACAGCUGGUGAAGCUCUGCCACAACUCCUCCCAGACUGCCUUCCACUCCUCCUCCAACCACCUGACUGUGGUCUUCAGAAGUGACAAAUCUGGAGUCAGUCGUGGCUUCCAGGCCGAGUUCAUCAGCUCUCUGUCCUCUGACAACGGUGAAAUUCAGUGUUCAGGCGACAACAUGAACAUUGUCAUCUCAAGAGCUUUCCUGCGCUCUAGGGGUUAUGACAAUGACUAUGACCUGUACGUCAACGAUGAGCACUGUAGACCUUCCAAAACCAGCAACCAAGUCAUCUUCAACUUCCCCCUCAACCGAUGUGGAACUGUCAGAAAGGUCAAAGGUGGUCAGGUGAUCUACCAUAACGCAGUGCGGGCGUAUCGAGCCAACGCUGGGGAGAUCACACGCCAAUCAACAUUCAUGCUGUCUGCCGUCUGCCACAUGGAUUCCGACUCUGUGUCACAGACAAAGUACAUCGCCCACGAGAAACCUAAUUUCACCAUCACUGGAACAGGGCGUUACAACACCACUAUGGCUUUCUACGCUUCGUCCAGCUUCCGCCAGCAAGUCCAUGACAGACCCUACUAUGUUAAACUCAAUGAGAAUGCGUAUGUGCAGGUGAGUCUGAGGAGACCUGAUAGCAGUCUGGUCGUCUUCCUGGAUACCUGCGUGGCCUCCCCAAAUCCAGACGACCAUGCCAAUCACCGCUCCUAUGACCUCGUUGUGAACGGGUGUCCCAGAGAUGGCACAUACCGUGACUACACAAAUGGCACCCAGCCUUAUGCAAGGUUCUCCUUCCAAGCCUUCAAGUUCCUGCGGACCCAAAAUACUGUGUACUUGCAGUGCAACGUCCUCAUCUGCCCUGCCAACGACGACAAGUCCCGCUGUCGCCAGGGCUGCCAGAGACGCAAGGCCCGAAGCCUGGCCUCCACCGGACACCACACUGACACUUUGGUCCUGGGACCCAUCAAGCUCAGAGAUCCUGAGAAGCCUGUGGCGAAGCAGCUGGAGGACUUGGUGGCAAAGACAGACGCCUGAAGAACCCACUGAUGAUGUCAUCAGCCCAAACUAAUCAAUCAUCUCUUCUCCUUCUCAACUUUCUACUUAUCAUAGCUGUCACAGAGAGACUGUGCUGAUGUUAGGAUUGUCGUUCUUCCUGUCUAUUUAUUUCAAAAUGAUUAUUAAAGCUUUCCAAA